Messenger RNA from Linum trigynum, 3497 nucleotides. Lineage: Eukaryota; Viridiplantae; Streptophyta; Magnoliopsida; Malpighiales; Linaceae. The record is from the annotation of a GenBank genome assembly.
AUCAAUGAAUCGGUGAACUCAUUAACUACAGCCCACCGCGCAUAAUAUCAAAACAGAACUCUAACAUGUAGCUACUAGCUAGGUAACAUAUGACAAUAAUCUCGAGCCUAGAGACUCUUACAUAACUAUUCCUAGGGUUUGGAUAUACAUGAUCAGUGUCUCACCUUGGAGUCGGUCCAAUACUUUGGUUUAACUCAUAACAUAGAGCUAGCUUAGACGUCAUAGCUCUUUUCUCCCGCGGUGAUCAUUUCUUUUUGUGUUGGAAACGUUACUUGCCUUACUUUUCUAUGUUAAAACAAGCUAUGUCCAAGUGUCCCAUAAUAGGCAUGCAUAAGGCAGAAGUUAAGCUGGUAAUCAUUACGGGACGAGGUAGGGUGGUGGUGUCGGUGGUAAGAUCCGCUUGCGUGCGUUCGACCAUGUGCACGCGCGUCCACGAGUUUAUUCUCCCUGAUUGGGUGGCGAUCGCAACGAGAAAAGCAACGGCAUUGAAUUGCUCCAUUAACUUCGCGACGAGAAAAAUAAGUGCAUUGAAUUGCUCUGUUAACAGUAAUUCGGAUGAGAUUUUCGUUUCGGAGCUGAAAACUUGAGUAGAGUAUAGUUUUGAUUAGGUUUUAGUUAAUUAUCUCCAUAACAAUGUACUUGUCCUUUCCUUGCUUAGCUACGAAGGCCAUCACAGUAGUGUAACGAAGACUGUAUGCCUAUGCAUAUCCUAUUGUCAAAAAAUUGUCAAGUGUGGCUAUGAAGCUUGAUUUUUUGUUUUUGCGGAAAAAAGAAAAAGCUAGCUAGGGAGGUGGAUACUGAGUUUGCAUGCAGUGUCUCGGUUGCUUUAAUUUGGUGCCACAUAAAAGAGAUGAGCAGAAUUGACUGAAUAUAUAAACAAAAGGCGUAAACAAAAAGGCAAACCCUUAAAAAAAAUUUGUUUUUUUUUGGCCCUUAUACCUUUAUGAAAAGAUCAUCGAAUUGUUUUCUGGAAAUGGAAUUCACCACGUCACGGACCGGCCUGCAAUAUGGGCAUACGUACGUACAAGGAAUGCUAACAAGAAGGCUAUAGAAGAAAAGGAAUGCAUCAUCCUGUUAACAAGGGCAAACCUCAUCAUCAUAAACCGGGAUCCACAUUCAUUGAAUACAGAAAAACAGGCCGGAAUAAGUACCUGUUUAACCUUAUUCAAUUAUCCGAUCCACAAUCAAAUAGUCGUUUUUGCAUGUAGAUCGUAACGUAGAAAUAUACGGUUCCAUAAAUGCGAGCCAGUUAGUACCGGGGGCAAAUAUGAAGGUUAAGAGAAUUGAAUCGUGCGAAUCGGGAAGAGUAGAGUGGAGUCUUAAUAACCAAAUGGUUUUAAUUAUUUCCAUGAAUUAUGAAAGUUUUCCUAUGAUGACCUUUGUAUUAUUGGUUUUCCUGAUCUAAUCCUUCGAAUAGAAACAUUUUUCUUAUUGUAGCUAAAUACCAUUAAUCUUAUAAGCCUUUUUUUUUGUCAAAAGAUAUCAUAUAUUGAUCAAAACCAUAGACAGUUACACCCUGGAACCCAGCCAGGUCUGGAAAUCAAAGAAGCGACUCAUAGUCGAAUACAAAGAGAGGGCUUUCCUAUCUACCAAAUGAGCUACCCUAUUGUUAUCCCGACCUACAAAACGCACACUAAAACCAGGCUGAGUACGAAAAUAAUGAACAAUCUCUUCCAGAACUGCACCCAACCGGCUAUCUCUUGUAUCGGCUUGAUUAAUUUUGUCAAUAAUCACCUUCGCAUCGCCCUCAAAACGGACCGCCGACAAGCCUUGCUCCACACACCAAAUAAUAGCUUCCCUAAGCACAAGAAUUUCCACUACGACUGGAUCAUCCAAAUGAGGAAACUGGACCCCUCUAGCCAACAGGAGCGUCUGGGUUGGGUCAAAAAGAACCACCCCACCAGCCGAAUGAGACCCACCCUUAGUAGCCUCGUCCCACAUGCAAACAAACUGGGCAUCACCCAUAUGAGCAUUGGACAACACUAUUGGGAUUUGUACCAUAGGUGCCUGAUCCGCUGGAAGACCCACCCACUCCUCAUAGUGUUGGUAAAACUGUCGCAUGAGCGCCGGGAUCCCAAAUUGCUUGCCUUAAAAGACUACCCAUUUUCGAGAUCGCCAGAUCCUCCAAAGGAUAGCAACAACCGCCAUAACCACAGACGGUUGAUGGAUCAAACCCAACAGACGCUUAAGAAACAAUGGAAAGGUAUGCCGAGGCAAACCCUCUCCCAAAUACUCCAGUCCAGAAUAAUCCCAGAGAGCCCGCGCAACCAGGCAAUAAAGGAUUGAAUCAAUGUUAGUUGGCAAAUCCAGUCAGUAGGUAGGUCCCAAUUUGAGAGAGACUAACAGACUUUAAACAAUAAGAAGAACAUAUGAUGAAAGAAUUUGUAUCUCAAGGAUUAUAGUAGGGAAAAUAAAUAGUUCAAGACCGAAAAAAAUCGUAUAGUUCAAGAGCCAAAAAGCACCAUUAACUCUUUCCGGAUAUUAAUUAUAAGAUCUCUACGUAUCUACGAUUUGCGAGUGGAGUGGAGACCAUAACCUCAGAAACCACAUGUCAUAGCUCCACUACUACAAAUGGGGUGUGGAACCUAAGACGCAUUACUUCCACUAACUUUGCUUCUAGUAUCCCGCAAACACUACAAACAGUAACAUAUAACGGUGGAGGAGUACAGCGUGUAACCCUUAUCCAUAUACGAAAACGGUGUUACUAAACGAUAAUUCGAGUUAUUGGGAGUAAUUAGUUCUUGACAUGAUAUCAGAGUCUUUCUUUGAUCGUGAGGUCUUCUGUUCCAAUCCCGAUGGCCCCCAUCUGUUCGAUUAAUCACAUAGUGUCCGAACCUGUACAAACUUUAAGCCCGUAGCAACUCGAGUUAUUGGAAUCAACCGGUUCUUGACAAGACGCAGAACUCUCACAAAACCAUCUAACUAAGCUAGCACUACAGGGAAAUCCACCACCGUACUUAGAUGUGGUGCGAACACGUAAGUUGGUUAACCCCCAAUUGCUUGUAUUUUACACCCACUAAGCGUUACGAGACAAACUGGCCCUUAAGAAAAGAAGGGAAAACAAAAAAGAUAAGAUAUCUAGCUAUAUAGGGAUCCGUAUAUAUAGUGCCUCCGGUUGUUAACAUUAUUGCAUGAUCAAAAAGAGACUACGUACUUAACGUUGUCGUGUAACGCAUUAUUAGCUGCCCUAAUAUGCCCUAUGAUGAUCCACUUACCUACAACAUCUCACUCUAAUAAUUCAUUAGCAGACCCAAAAAAACAACAUAUCGUUUAAGGGUUCUUACCGUUACAAGGAUUUGUACAUUAACAGGAAUUCUAUCCCUAACUAUAUCACCUUCCAAAAUUUGUCUAACCAUAUGAUCGUAUGCAUUGAAUGAUGAAUGCUACAUAUUGGACAAUUAAACAACAUUCCAAUACUUGAUUCUUGUUCAUGAUUUCGCGUAUCACAGUUGAGUGAAAUUAAACCGUGCAAGCACAAAUAUAGUGAUAAUAUAACG